This is a messenger RNA of Peronospora belbahrii, 351 nucleotides long. The record is from the annotation of a GenBank genome assembly. Lineage: Eukaryota; Oomycota; Peronosporomycetes; Peronosporales; Peronosporaceae.
AUGAAAACACAAGACAUUGAUCUAGCACAUGCAAAUAUUACCAUCGAGGUUUUUUACUUACAGCCGUACAAUCAGCACGUUUCAAUCAUAAAACACGACAUGAUCUGCUCACGUUUGCUCUCCAUUGUGGCUAAGAAUGCACCCACACCUUCCAUAGUUUUUCCCUCGAUUGCUCUUCGACAGCCUAAUGUCCUAUCAUGUGGUAAUUGGUUCGCUGGUAACGAAACAAAUUCUCUUUCCAUGGAACUUUUGAACCGAAAUGCUCGUCGUCCUAAGAAGGCAAACCAUGGUAAGCGUCCAUGCUCACACUACCGCCGUCGCCAGAAACGGCUUGGUGCUAAAAAGGCAUAG